Fonsecaea erecta is the source of this 1395-nucleotide messenger RNA. RefSeq lists its product as hypothetical. Lineage: Eukaryota; Fungi; Ascomycota; Eurotiomycetes; Chaetothyriales; Herpotrichiellaceae. The transcript has 2 exons. The record is from RefSeq and is a predicted model, not a curated record. Bases 1 to 1395 code for a protein of 464 amino acids.
AUGGUUCGAAGCUGGACCGAAGAAGAGGAGAACAUUCUCUACAACAUUCUGGACCGCUGUACUCAGAACUCCGGCUCUAAUGAGGGUACGGUCGUGCCAGAAUUGUAUUUCCACUUCGAAAACGAGAGUGGAGGAGGAGGAUCCUCAAAGACCCAAGCACAAAUUAAAAAUAAGAUCCGUACUAUUUCUCGCCGCCUCGGUAUCCGAAGUACUGAACUUGUCCCAAAUUGGCGAUUAUAUGCUGCAGACGCACGGAGGAUGAGAGAGUCCAUGAGACGAGACCCUCUACCACGAAAGAGGCUGAAGACAGGUUCAGACUGCGGUCUUGAUAGGGACCCCGUACCAAGCAACGACGAUAAGGAGGCUCCCGUUGCCAGUGAAAAUGAAGGCAGUCGAGACUCUUCUCCAGAGCCACUUCAACCGCCGAAAAUGAACGUCGGCAGCCUCCUUCCGUCCGCUCAACAAGGUGAAGGGGACGCAUGUCUCCCCCCCCGCCGGUAUUCCGCCGAUCUUGACGAAUGGGAGUAUAAGUUUCUCACCGAUCUUCGAAAACUCCGCGGCGACACGGGCUAUAUGGCUCCUCUUCCAGAGCAGGACAUUCAGGACGUCCUGCGGAAAACCAUGAAGCUCAUUGACGAAGGUUUCGUUCAAUGCCUGUUGGGUUCGAGAGUUGUCAUGCCGAUUUCGUCGAGACUGCCGCAAGAGUCGCUGGAGCUCGCUCGGUUAUUGAUUGAAUCGAGAAAAGGCGAUCCGACGGAGCGGCGUUUGAAGGCGCUAGUCAAUGGACCUCGUGUGUCGGAGGAAAUCCUGUUUCGUGCUUUUACAGCCGCGGCAAUUUACCAAUGGGCACUCAAACCAUUCGACGAAGAGAAUCUCCGACAUGUCCCCUCAUCCGAUUACAAUCACCACAUCGCUCGCAACCUGGGUGUCAGAAGAGCGAAUGAGUAUCUCGACAAGGUCAUCAGGCCAAAGCUGCCAGCGCUUGCGUCGCAAAUCCAAGAGAAGCUAUACAACGUUUUCAUCAGCAUCUCCGUCCCUCUGGCAACGGUAGGCAGACCGGAGAACGAAGGUUUCCAGUCUCAAGAACGAAAGCUGCACCAGUGGCAAGAGGGCGUCGAAAAUGCGCUUCUUCAGCUGCUGGAUGUGAGGACCACCAUGGCCAAGUGUUCGCUGCUGUACGGCUUCAGGCUCCCGGCACUCGGCAAUCUCUUUGAGGCCGAGUGGAUGAAGACGGUACACCCAGAGGACACGGAAUUCACGUCAACAGACCGUGUUUACCUGUGUCUCCGUCCCGCUGUUUUUGCUCACAACCCUCGAGACAACGCACCAGAGGUGCUUAUCUCUCCGGCUUUGGUUAUGGUGGAAGGCUACGAGGUGGACUUGACGAUGAUUUGA